AUGUCGCGCAAUUGGUCUGGUGAGGAGUUUGCCAUUCGCAGACGUCUGGUUCAGUUUUGGAGGAAGCAGGAUGGCAACAUCAUUCGCAUCAACUUCAGGCCCGUUGAACCAGGAGCAACGCGAUCGCCGCAUGCUGUUAUCAUUUCUUGCAUUUAUUGGGAGGAGCGGCAAGAGUGCUUCUUCACUUCUGUCGAUGCUAUUUUCUUGCUCGAGUCACUCAUUGGGAAUCGAUUCGCCGUUGAGGAGAAGAAUCGCAUUCGUCGCAACCUUGAGGGAUUCCGUCCACUUACUGUGGGCAAGGGCAAACCUGAUUCGGACAACUUCUUCAAGCUCAUCAUGGGAUUCCCUGCACCCAAGCCGCGAAAUAUUGAAAAGGAUGUCAAGGCAUUUCCUUGGCGUAUCCUCACUUCUGCAUUGCGCAAAAUUAUUGGCAAGUACUCG
Messenger RNA from Protomyces lactucae-debilis, 441 nucleotides. RefSeq lists its product as uncharacterized. The transcript has a single exon. The annotation marks the transcript as partial. Gene Ontology annotation, cellular component: nucleus. The record is from RefSeq and is a predicted model, not a curated record. NCBI's taxonomy places the organism in Eukaryota, Fungi, Ascomycota, Taphrinomycetes, Taphrinales, Protomycetaceae.